This is a messenger RNA of Papilio xuthus (Asian swallowtail), 750 nucleotides long. RefSeq names its product ADP-ribose pyrophosphatase, mitochondrial. The record is from RefSeq and is a predicted model, not a curated record. The transcript is spliced from 3 exons. NCBI's taxonomy places the organism in Eukaryota, Metazoa, Arthropoda, Insecta, Lepidoptera, Papilionidae. Bases 17 to 619 code for a protein of 200 amino acids. Gene Ontology annotation, molecular function: ADP-ribose diphosphatase activity.
GAAUAGAAAAAGUCACAUGACCAAUUACACCAUAAGCAAUGGUUACCCAAUGAAUCCUAUUGGUAGAACUGGAAUAUGUGGCCGAGGAGUACUUGGACGAUGGGGUCCAAAUCAUGCAGCAGAUCCUGUUGUUACACAGUGGAAAAAACAAGCUGAUAGUGAAAUGGCUUUAGACAAAAUAACUAAAAAACCAAUAUUACAAUUUGUAGCUAUAAAACGCGGUGAUACUGGAGAAUGGGCUCUCCCAGGUGGUAUGGUUGACCCUGGGGAGAAAGUUGGAGUUACCGCUGUCAGGGAAUUUCAAGAGGAAGCCAUGAAUUCUUUAGCUGCUACUGAAGAAGAAAAAUCGGCAUGGAAACAAAAAUUUAAAAACUUCUUUAGUGGAGGAGUGGAAGUGUACAGUGGCUAUGUUGAUGAUCCACGAAACACUGAUAAUGCUUGGAUGGAAACAGUUGCAUACAACUUUCAUGAUCAUGACGGCUCCACUGUUGGUGCUCUCAAACUAAAUGCUGGUGAUGAUGCAGUUGGAGUUCGUUGGGUUGACAUUACACCAAACAUUAAAUUAUAUGCAAGCCACAAAGAUAUUGUAACAGAAGUGUAUAAAAGAUUACUUCAAUAAAGUAUUUUUAUGCUCGUAAUAAAUAUUAAGUGGAAUUUUUCUCAGUUUUAACAACUGUAAAGUCAUAAAACUAAUGCGUGAAUUGUGACAUGUGACAGAUCUGAAGAAAUAAUAAAGACUAUUUUUUUUUA